Prorocentrum cordatum is the source of this 846-nucleotide messenger RNA. Lineage: Eukaryota; Dinophyceae; Prorocentrales; Prorocentraceae. The record is from the annotation of a GenBank genome assembly.
AUGGCGCUCGACGGUUGCCCAGACUUCGCGCUGGCGUCCCAGUCUGGCACCGCGUCCCAGUCUGGCCCCGCGUCCCAGUCUGGUUCCGGGGAGAAGCCGACGGACCAGAAAAAGCGGGAGUGGCUGAGGGUAUACGAGACGGCGCCCGCGCAGUUGCUCAACGUAUACGGGCCUUCGAAGUUCGCGAAGCUGUCGGACAAGCAGGUAUGGACACAGAUGCAGGAGCCGCUGAAGAGUGGGGCCGUCUGGAUGUCGGAGAUGUGCAGCAAGGAGCCGGAGCGGAGGGGUGUCGGUAUCAACCGUUUCAUUCACGCGAUGAAGACCUUCUGCGAGUAUCAAAACGAUCCUGCGGUCAAGAAGAACAACGAGGCGGUAUUGAAGCCGCAGCUGUAUGAGGAGUUGUACAAAGAGAUUGACUAUAUCCUGCCGGCCUUGCAGUAUUGCCUGGCUCCGAAAAAGCAGUAUGAGAAGAAGGGUGCUGCUCUCCUGCGUUCGAGCGGCACGGAGGAGCAAGUGCAGGCGACCGGGAGGACGCCAGCGGAGCUGGACAAGUAUGCGAAGCAGCUGUAUGACUGGCUCGACAAGACUAAACUUUCGCGAGUGCGUAUGAUGGCCAAUUGGCAAAGUUGCGGGGGGUUGUCCUUUGUUGCUCAAUGCCAUCAUCGGGCUACCACCUGCUUCAGGUAUCACGGCAACAGCUUUCACGGAGCUGGUCCAUCGCAGCACGAGGUAUCACUUGAAGAGUUCCAGGCCGGUGUGAAGCUUCGCCAUUCGUUGGGCCACAACGGUAUUGACGUGGAGGCGGUGAGCGAGGUCCGCGCCGUCAACGAUUUCGGGGAUGCUUGA